This is a messenger RNA of Gossypium arboreum, 1137 nucleotides long. RefSeq names its product stemmadenine O-acetyltransferase-like. The record is from RefSeq and is a predicted model, not a curated record. The coding region runs from base 91 to 876 and encodes 261 amino acids. The transcript is spliced from 2 exons. NCBI's taxonomy places the organism in Eukaryota, Viridiplantae, Streptophyta, Magnoliopsida, Malvales, Malvaceae.
UGGAGGCUUUGAACUCCAAUAGUUUAUAUAUUUUUCUCCUUCCUAUAAAGUUUGUCUAAACAUAUUGGUGAGGGAAAAAAAACAAAGAAAAUGAUGAAGUUUGAGGCUCAGAUUCUUUCAAAAGAAAUCAUCAAACCAUCUUCCCCAGAAAUUCAUCAAAAAGAACCCUUCAAACUCUGUGUAUUUGAUCAGCUAACUCCCACCACUUAUGUUCCAAUCAUAGUAUUCAAUAGCCAUCCUAAAGGACAUGACAAAAGGGGAAGUCGUGACCACACCGACACGAACCGUAGCUAUCUCGGCUUUCAUCUGGAAAUGUUCAAUGGCGGCAUCCAGGGCGAUACAAGGAACCUUGAAACCAAUAUUGUAGUCCAAGUGGUGAAAAUGAGGUCAAAAGGGAAGCUUACGACAUUAGAUGGUUCGAUUGGGAAUGUGUUUUGGUUGGCGAGUGCACUCUCGAAUCCAGCCGAGACAGGCACCGAGUUAUCCACAUUGGUCGAGUUGAUGAGUCAAUCCAUUGCUGCUAUCGACGACGAAUACAUGAGAUCCGUCCAAGGUGAACAAGGGUUUGAAGCCAUCGCUGAGCACUUGAACCAGCUGGAGCUGUUGUUUUCCUUUGAAAAACCUGAUAUUUUCGCCUUCACCAGCUGGAUCAACACUCAUUUUGACAAACUAGAUUUCGGAUGGGGGCAACCUUGUUCAUGGGCAAUACUGGGAAAAGCAGGGCAAUUUGGAAACUUAACUAUUCUCGUUGAAACCAAAUAUGGGAAAGGAAUAGAAGCUUGGAUAACCUUAGAUGAAACCAGAAUGUAUGCACUACAAAAAGAUCAUGAAUUCCUAAACUUUGCUUCUCCAGAUCUCCAGAUUUCAAGCUUGUGAGUGUCUUUGGAUGAUCAAUAAAUCUCCUCUACUAUGAAUAAGGUAUUUUUCAGUAGUAUAUGGUUUCUACCUACUUUAAUUUUUUGUCUUUCAGGUGCUUUUAAGCAUUGCUGUUGGACUGCUAUGUUGACGGAUUAUUAGUUUUUUUUUUUUCUUUUCAAAAUAUAUAUUUGAGAGUGGGUGUGAAAGUCUUUGGAAUUUUUUUAUCAGUUAGUGUUUAAUAUAUUAUUUAUUGGAAGCCAUUUUCAUUUGCUUCCCGCA